AUGUCUCUCGUCACAGAAGAGAUCAAGGCCAAAGCAGAGGUCUACUAUGGAGAUGAAAUGGGAAAAGAGAAAUCACAGGAAUUGCUCAAGGAAGUGGGCUUGCCAAACGGUCUUUUGCCCUUGCAUGACAUUGAAGAGUGUGGGAUUGUGAGGGAGACAGGGUUUGUGUGGCUCAAGCAGAAGAAGAGCAUAACUCAUAAGUUCGAGAAGAUCGGCAAGCUUGUUUCCUAUGCAACUGAAGUCACAGCUUAUGUCGAGCCCAACAAGAUCAAGAAACUGACCGGUGUGAAGACCAAAGAGCUCUUGCUUUGGAUCACACUGAGUGACAUCUAUUUGGAUGAUCCACCGACUGGGAGGAUCACCUUCAAGACCCCUACUGGGCUCUUCAGGUCUUUCCCUGUGUCGGCUUUUGUGGUUGAAGAAAAAGGUAAAGAAACGGCAGCUAAGGAUGCCAAGAAAGAGGAGGAGGGUACUGAUGUCAAGCAAAAGAACAAGGAAGUGAAUGGAGCUGUGGAGGUGAAGGAGGUCUAA
Molecule: messenger RNA, 531 nt
Organism: Dovyalis caffra
Lineage: Eukaryota; Viridiplantae; Streptophyta; Magnoliopsida; Malpighiales; Salicaceae
Source: the annotation of a GenBank genome assembly